GCGCGCUCUCGCCAUAAGCAGCUCGUUAAGGCAAGCGCUAAGUUUUCUCAUGCCUGGUAAAGGGUCGAGUAUAGAGGUGAAGUAAGAAAUUUCCAAGUAGAAAAAAAUCAUGGCGGCCAGGGGUAAAAGCGAGUCAAGCUUGUUUUCGCUAUACUGUCUGACAAAAUGCUUUCAAAAAGCAGUAACGUCAACCUCGGCAGAGAAGGGUCCGGAGCCAGAAGAAAUGCACGGCAACGGUUUGUCAGAUUCAAAGAAAGCUGCAAAGAAGAAACCUGGAGGAUGGAAAUCCAUGCCUUUCAUCUUAGGAAAUGAAACAUUUGAGAGGUUAGCAACGUUUGGAUUGGUAGCCAAUUUUACAGUAUAUUUGGUGAACGAGCUUUUCCUUGAGCAAGUUGUGGCUGUAAACAUUAUGAAUAUCUGGACGGGUAUUACCCAUUUUGCACCUUUACUUGGUGCUUUCAUCUCCGAUGCCUAUGUUGGCAGAUUUAAGACUAUUGCUUUUUCCUCCUUUGCAUCUCUACUGGGAAUGAUGAUAGUGACGUUAACUGCAUGGCUUCCACAACUGCAUCCUCCGAAGUGCAACGCCAAACAACAAUCUCUUAUUCGAUGCAAAAGCGCUAGCAAAGCUCAACUGGGUGUUCUCCUAAUGGGUCUUGGCUUUAUAUCAAUUGGCUCCGGUGGAAUCAGGCCAUGUAGUAUCCCAUUUGGUGUUGAUCAGUUUGAUCCAACAACUGAAAAAGGUGUUAAAGGAAUUACCAGCUUCUAUAAUUGGUAUUACACUACGUUUACUGCGGUGAUUUUGGUCUCUUUAACUGUGGUGGUUUAUAUUCAAACCUCGGUGAGUUGGGUGUUGGGAUUUGGAAUUCCGACUAUACUCAUGGCGUGUUCAAUCGUUCUAUUUUUCACUGGAACCAAACUUUAUGUGUACGUUGAACCAGAGGGCAGCGUCUUUUCGGGCAUUGCACAAGUGUUUGUUUCAGCUUAUAGCAAACGAAAACUUAAGGUUCAAGAUGAAGAGUUUAAUGGGGUUCAUUUCUACGAUCCUCCAUUGAAAGCCACUCUUUUGUCAAAGCUACCUCUCACCAACCAGUUCAGAUUCCUAAACAAAGCCGCUAUCAUAGUGGACGAUAAGGAACUUGACACUGAUGGAUCUCCCACUAAUCCAUGGAGGCUCUGCAGCAUCCAACAAGUAGAAGAAGUGAAGUGUGUAAUAAAGAUCAUUCCCGUUUGGGCUUCAGGAAUUCUUUGCUUCGUUUCCUUUACACAAGAAAAAACUUACACAGUGCUACAAGCCUUGACAAUGAACAGACACCUCGGACCCAGAUUUCAAAUUCCAGCAGGCUCUAUCUCAGCCAUAUCCUUGCUCACUAUAGCCGUUUGGCUCCCAAUCUAUGACCGCCUAAUAGUUCCAUCUGUCCGAAAAGUCACCAAACACGAUGGCGGCAUCACUCUUCUGCAAAGAAUAGGAAUUGGGGUCGUAUUUUCAAUUCUAUCAAUGGCAGUUGCAGGACUGAUAGAAAAAGAGAGAAGGGCUGUAGCCAAUUCGCAUCCAAACCCACUUGGCGUUGCUCCCAUGUCUGUUUUGUGGCUAGCUCCUCAGCUUAUACUAAUGGGGUUCUGUGAAGCAUUCAGUAUAAUCGGACAGAUUGAAUUCUUCAAUCAACAGUUCCCAGACCACAUGAGAAGCAUAGCCAAUUCUCUUAUUUCUUGUUCCUUUGGAGUCGCAAGUUACUUGAGUAGCUUGCUGGUCAACAUAGUGCAUUCAACCACAGGAAGCCAUAGCCACCCGAAUUGGUUGACAAAUGACAUCAAUGGUGGGCGAUUAGAUUAUUUCUACUAUCUUAUUGCCGGGAUGGGAGUCGUUAACUUCAUCUAUUUUCUUUACAUUGCAUGUCGUUAUCGUUACAAGGCUAGUGUCCAAGUAGAAGAUCGGAAAACCUUCAAUGAUCUUGAGUUGGUUCAAUCCAACCACGAAGCAAAAGAAGUUUAAUAUUAAAUAAUGUAGCUUGCAGCUAGUAAUAAUGCAUGGAGAUGUUGGAGAAGAAUUAAAUAGGAUAGUAUUUAUUUCAGUCAUUAUGUAUUUAUUUUAGCUCUCCUGUGAGACGUUGAAUAAGAGAUGUACAUAUAUUUAAAAAAUAGACACAGCAACUAGCUCUCUACUGCAUCAUAAAAGGAAUACUCUUCAGAAUUAAAGCCUAUAUUAAGUAAAAUUCGAGUUUGUGGUGCUGAAGGGAUUAGAGCAUGUUAUUUU
Molecule: messenger RNA, 2251 nt
Organism: Mangifera indica (mango)
Lineage: Eukaryota; Viridiplantae; Streptophyta; Magnoliopsida; Sapindales; Anacardiaceae
Product: protein NRT1/ PTR FAMILY 2.13-like
Exons: 4
Coding region: 110-1990 (626 amino acids)
Biological process (GO): transmembrane transport
Cellular component (GO): plasma membrane
Molecular function (GO): transmembrane transporter activity
Source: RefSeq, a predicted model, not a curated record